Filobasidium floriforme is the source of this 962-nucleotide messenger RNA. RefSeq lists its product as uncharacterized. The record is from RefSeq and is a predicted model, not a curated record. NCBI's taxonomy places the organism in Eukaryota, Fungi, Basidiomycota, Tremellomycetes, Filobasidiales, Filobasidiaceae. The coding region runs from base 27 to 920 and encodes 297 amino acids. The transcript has 9 exons.
UGCAGAUCAUACCGAGCGAUAUCGAUAUGACGAGCACCAUUGAAUUCCUCGGCACGACCACGUUUCGUAUGGUGAUCAACGACCUGGUGAUCUUUCACGAUUGCUGGUUGGAUCGACCGCAGAGCUUGGUCACCUACUUGACGCCGGACCAAGUAGAUCGCGCCGAUUACAUCUUGAUCAAUCACGCGCACUUCGAUCAUCUUCCGGGUACAGAGAUCGUAGCAAAAAAGACCGGCGCCCGCGUCAUUGGCAACGCUGAAGCCAUCCGCGUGCUGCGUGAGUUGGGCGUGCCAGAAGAUCAGCUCAUGCCGGUCGCUGGGGGCGAACAUAUCAAGCUUCCACAUGAUAUUGUCAUCCGACCUUAUCCCGGUUUGCAUUGUCUGAUGCCAUUCGAACAUGGCGCGGUUCCAGAUGUCCUUACCACGGAUCAUCGAUACGAAGGGAAGCCUGGACUCGGUAACCUGCCCAAUGUGCCGGACGAUCGACUGCCCUCUGAUCAGUUCAGGUCGUUCAAGCGGUACAUUGCCAAGAAUCAGGGCAGAUUCAGCUUGUGGGAUGGUGGCUGUAUGAUGUACAACAUUCACGUACCAGGACAGGGCACGAUCUUCUUCAACGCCCACUGUGGAGCUUAUAUGGGGUUACUGAACGAUAUCCAUCCUCGGCCCGACGUUGCCAUCCUGGCGGCUGCCGGUCAACCUUGCGUCAACGGCGAUGGCUAUACAGGCACAGCCAACGAGUUCGUCCUAGACUGUCUCGAACGGCUAGGACAACCGCGCAAGGUCGCCUGGUGUCUGCACGAUCAAUCACCUCUGCCUCCUCAGCGAAUCGAUACGUCCACACUCGAGGAGCGUGUCGGACGCGAGACCAAGACCAAGGUCAUGACGCUGGUGCCGGCCGAGGCGACGGGAAUAUUUGAGUGACGAGUCUGCAGGUCGAACAGAUGAUUGCUAUUUGGAAUCGUG